CUGGCUGAUGGUGGCUCAGAGGGACGAAGGCUCGCUGCGCUCCAACUCCUUCCUCUGCUCCCGGCACUUUGAGUCGUCCUGCUUCACGCUGAGCGAGGACGGUCAGCUGACUCUCUCUCCUGACGCUGUGCCGACCAUCAUCACCGCGACAGCCGAGGAAGACGAGGUUCCUGUCCCUUCAGAUGAAGACUUCCUGUGUUCCAACUCCCUGGAGGACCUCCUCUCUUCAGCUGCUGCGGCUGCAGACACCACAGACCCGUCGGCACCAGUCUGCCAUCGCUCUGAAAUACCAGUGCAGCUGCAGGAACACCAGUACUGCCUCCCUGCUCCUGCUGCCGACCCCAGGGAGUUCCUGCCAGUGAGAGAGGAAAAGAGGAGAAAGACCAUCAUCGAGCAGAGCUUCUCCACAUACAACCAGAUCGCCAGGUAUCUGAGCCACAGGGUCGUUCCCAUGCAGAGCAAGAAGAGCAGAGGUGCUCUGAAGAGGAUGGCCAAGCGCUUUGGACUUAUAGAUGGAGUGCUGAUGUUCACCCGGGUCUCUCCACCGCUCAGAGUGCCACGCAGCCGAGAGGAGGUGAACACCAUCCUGCAGCAGUUCCACGACAACCAGGGUCACUACGGUCAUGGCAUCUGCCAGCAGGAGAUCACCAAGCACUUCUACUGGAGCAGCUUGACCCGGGACCUGGCCUCCUGGAUCUCCAGCUGCCACACCUGCCUCAACAGAACCAAGAGGAAGUGGCUCCGCUGCAGCGUCCACAGCUGCAACCACUGCUGUGGGCCGGUGGAGAGGGGCCUGGGCCUCGCCUUCCACAAGUACGAGUCCAUGUCUCCUGGUCAUCGUGCAGCAUGAGAGGAGAACAGAGCUGGACAGCAGCAAUGAAUCGGUUGAAUUUCAUUUGUAUGAAGUCAUGUGUAAACGCUGCUGGUCCUGUUUUAGUUUGAAAACUCCGGGGGCUGCGUUUUAAAUCUGGACAAACAGAAACAGAGAUGUUUGGAAACAAUGACAAACCAGCCUCAGCAGCUCUUGCUGAUUGGGCCUUUCACUCACUAGCUUACUGAGUUAAAAUCAUUGUUUUUAUAUCAUCAAAUAACUAAUUCAAACCAAACUGAUCAGAAACUCUUGAACAAGCAUCACCGUGAGAAG
This is a messenger RNA of Pleuronectes platessa (European plaice), 1144 nucleotides long. RefSeq lists its product as uncharacterized. NCBI's taxonomy places the organism in Eukaryota, Metazoa, Chordata, Actinopteri, Pleuronectiformes, Pleuronectidae. The record is from RefSeq and is a predicted model, not a curated record. Bases 8 to 850 code for a protein of 280 amino acids. The transcript has 5 exons.